This is a messenger RNA of Acanthoscelides obtectus, 627 nucleotides long. The record is from the annotation of a GenBank genome assembly. Lineage: Eukaryota; Metazoa; Arthropoda; Insecta; Coleoptera; Chrysomelidae.
AUGUCUUACGAAAUGUCAACCGCCGUUGAAGAGCCUCAACCCAUUUCCCGGACCUACCAGUACCGGAAGGUGAUGAAACCCAUGCUGGAACGCAAGAGAAGAGCCCGGAUCAACAGGUGUCUGGACGAACUGAAGGAGUUAAUGGUGACCGCGCUCCAAAGCGAAGGUGAAAAUGUGUCCAAGCUGGAAAAAGCUGACAUCCUGGAACUCACCGUUCGUCAUCUGCACAAGCUGAGACGUCAACAAAGGCUGUCGGCGAAUCCAGUUAUCGACUCCGACAGAUUCAGAGCUGGUUACACUCACUGUGCCAAUGAAGUGUCCAGGUGCCUUGCUUCAACUCCAGGAGUGGAUGUUCAACUGGGAACCAAACUGAUGACCCACCUCGGCCAUCGCCUGAAUGAGAUGGAUAAAGUGGCGCCUUUAGUGAUUCAAGUGUCUCAGUAUACUCCACCUGGUUCACCCUCCGACUCAGACUCGUCUACUUCGCAUCCCUACACGAUGCCUUUGACUCCUGCAUCUUCGACCUCAUCUAGGAGGUCGCCUUCACCAACCCAGCCAAUCGACUGCUCUACAGCCGGGCUGCUCAAAGUGGCCAUGAAAGAAGACCCAGUGUGGAGGCCUUGGUGA